GAAAUGGACAAACGGGAGGUUUCCGGUGCUGCUAUUGAUUCCAGACUGCAAGCAGCGGACAUACCCGCUCGUCCUGGACGGCUUAUAAAAAAAUGGAGUUUGAUUGACACGGCUGAAGCUGGGGACGUCUCUCAAGUUCCUUCAGGUCCAUCGUCAGUGCACAAAUCGAAAGACAAGGGCAGUGAUUUGGAGGAUAGUGGAAGGCAAGAUUCUGACAGCGAUCCAGACGAGUGGCGAGACACUAUCCGGAGAGAUGCUGCUCACAGCAAAGGUCUCGUUCACCACAAGGAUGACAUUGAGGCAUCUAUUGACUCUCCCAGGAGUAGCAGCAGCAGCGCUUCUAACGUUACAGUAAAACCAAAAAUACCUGGCGGGGCCUUUUUUGAUCGAUUACCCCCACUCCGAGAACUUUCGGCUUUGUUGUUUCCUGAUACUGAUCUGCCAUCCUUGCCGAAGCCAUUGGCACCAAAACCUCAAGAGCACCGAAGAACCCACAGACGAAGAACGUCAAAUCAAACAGAUUACUGGUCAGAGUUUCAAUUGAGUAAAUCUCAAUAUCUUCCAGGAACGUUGGAGUCAGUCAUUCCAGACGUCCAUUUACCACGCGUCGUCUAUUUGAUACGUGCAAUGUGUAUGCUGUGCAUCAUGCUCUUGAUAUCCGGAUACUACGCAGCGGUGUCCACGAUCCCCAUAAAGCAAGUUUAUGAUGGGCAAGGGUCUGCAGCUGGAGAAUUGCGAGCUUUAGUCCAUGUAUUCUUGAUGACGACUGGGAUGGGCUACUAUGGAUCAUUGUCGCUCAGUACCGGGACGGGCUUGCGGGCAACAUUCACGCACUUUUGGCGGGUACAUGUCCCCCCAUUACUCUUUGGGGCGAUAUGCAGCGGAGUGUGCUGGGUGACAAUGGUGACCGGAAACUGGCCUUUACCGCUUCAGUCAUUCAUCUAUAUGCUCCUUUUCCCGCCCACAAUUGCCGUCUUUGUUUACUGGAGCAUUCCGGCAAGAGAUCGAGACGUAUCAGGUGUAAUCAAAUUAUUUAUUAAGCGAGCAAUGGUAUUUUGUCUCUUACCGACUUUGUUCUACCUGUGUUCCGCCCUGUUCAUGUGGGCGAUGACAGUUAAUCUGCAUCAUCCCGUACGACAAAUAGUCUCGUUGACUGCGUACAGGGCUGUCACCAUCCUUUUCUCCGCACUAUGUCAGUUCCUGGGCAAUGCUGUGACGAAAAGAAGAAACCCAGAAAUCGGAUCUCUGAUGAAAUUUAUCAUCAUGUAUGUUCAGGAAGUCUUUGUUCGUCUCGCUACACCAUCACUGGGAACAAUUUGGGUGUUUGCCGGAAGUUUGGUACUUGAAGCAGUGAACAUGUCGCUCCCCUUGUUCGCAACCCAUACUUUUGCAAAUAAACGGAUUCAGAGCCUAAAUGACCUCUGCACUCGCAUUGUCUCAACAGGAUCUAGAGACGUUCGCCGUCUUUAUGCAAGAAAGACACGCUCUCGGUUUCGGAGCAUGGGGCGCCUGUCCAGGCGAAAAGUAGACCCAGCUGCCGACUCGAAUACAUCUUGCGCCGAAGGUAAAGGCUCCAGCGGGACAGUCGCUCCGGAGAAACGGUUAACUGUGGACAGUAUGAGUGAGGCCGCAUUGGUGCUGGAUGUAGUAGUACCAAUGGACCUAAGCUCGACGUUGACGAGCAACCCCGUGGUUUGCGAAGCUGUGAAAACCUACUUCUUUUGCUUCGUGGCGAAGAUAGCAAGUUUCAUUACCUUCGGCACUGCGUAUCCCGCAUUUGUUUGGGGUCCGAAUUUUGAAUGGUAUCAGGUUCCAGGGGAGAUUGCAAACUCACCGACCAAAACUCUCAUCUAUCUCGGCAUACAUACGUUGCCCGUCAUACUACACUGUAUUUUAUCAACUGUGUAUCUUCGCCGGUCGUGUGGAUUGGAUAUGUUUGAGUACGGACUUGGACUCCUCCAUUACUACAUUGAGUUUUUCACAGGCGUUGCGUUUGCUGGACCGGCGUUUCCACAUACCAUGCUUGGAUGGCAUUGGAAUGUCCUGUCGUUCUUCCAGCAAACUGUGGCAUAGAAUGCAGGGGGAUCAAUAUUCUAGGCUAGUUGAAUGUAUCUAACCAAUAUGGGUAUCAGAGCUGCGGCUUUCCAC
This is a messenger RNA of Spizellomyces punctatus DAOM BR117, 2148 nucleotides long. RefSeq lists its product as uncharacterized. The coding region runs from base 4 to 2073 and encodes 689 amino acids. The record is from RefSeq and is a predicted model, not a curated record. The transcript is spliced from 12 exons. Lineage: Eukaryota; Fungi; Chytridiomycota; Chytridiomycetes; Spizellomycetales; Spizellomycetaceae.